This is a messenger RNA of Sclerotinia trifoliorum, 1028 nucleotides long. NCBI's taxonomy places the organism in Eukaryota, Fungi, Ascomycota, Leotiomycetes, Helotiales, Sclerotiniaceae. The record is from the annotation of a GenBank genome assembly.
AACCCCGCUCGAGGGUCUGUCUUGGAAGUUGACAUGCCGGAUGCCAACCGGAUCAAAAAGCCAAGGUCAUGAUGUAAUUGAACGGAUGUAGCCCAGUUUGUCACUAUUGCUUAGAUCGAAAGGUUAGUCAAGACUACUGGGAGCUAGUCCACUGUUUACAGACAGGUGAACUCUCGCACUGUAAAUACUUCUCCUUCAUCAUUCAAUUGCAAAGUAUUAAACAACUCUAUUGUUCUUAUCAUUCAAGCUCAAUACUCAUCAUGCGUUCCAUUCGAUGUCUUCAUUCUGCUGGACGCGCAACGACUUCCAUGCGAACCAUUCAAUACCGUCAAUCGACCUCCAUGCGAGCUUUCUCUUCUACUCCACUUCGCGCAGCAACUCAGGGAUAUGGGGAUGGAAAGGGCGACCCUGCGGGGGAAAAUCCACAAGAUCAAGGAGCCUCAAAUACCACAAAGCAUGAAGGAGAGCAUCCUGGUCCGGAGCCCGUUUCUGAAGGCAAAGGAACUGGUGCUGGCCCAACGAAAGGUGGUUCGGGUGGUUCAAAAUCCCCUGAAGAUGCAUCGGCUCAGUCCGGAGGAUCAAGAUCGAAGGAAGCAAAGGAGACUGGAUCCAGCCCAACAGGUGGUUCCAUCAAGCGAAAUGGAGGUAAGAAUGCCAAUCCGAAGGAUAAAAGUGUCAAUGGAGCUUCACCCAAGAUUCAUUCGGAGGACCAGCCGGGACCGGAGAAUUCGAGCAAACAAGCUGAGGUUGAGCAGCAUAACAGGGAGUUUAAGGAGAGUCAUGAUAGAGCCUCACAAAAGGCUUGAGGACGAGGUUGAUUAGAAGCUUUGACGUGGUGAGUUCUGGUGUCGGAUCAAGAUUCAUGAUUUGGAGCUAAUUGAUUGUUCAUCAAUAGGUUUUUGAGGGGCAGAUACGAAGUGUGAGGUUGAUGCUAUGAUAUGUUGGGUUUAUGACGACGAUGCUUCAUAUCGAUAAUUUGUACAAAUAUUGUUUUGUGUUCAAUUUCAAUUUCACUCUCAGCUCAUCAG